AUGAUUGGAAAGUUAACGAAAAAAUUCAAAGUUAUCCAUUCUAUAAGGCCAAAAUUGACUUUGAUUCCCAAAAAACGGAUCAAAUAUGAAAGAGACAACACCCCGCAAAGAUGGUCUAGAAGAAUAAGGUCUCUGCCGCCGAUUCCCUUUGAUGUCUUAAGUCCUACCAGAAAAGUUAAAAAAAUAAAAUCGGAACCUGCAGAUGAAACGGAUAAAGUGAAAUGUUCUAAAUCAUUCCAAAAGAGAAAAUUUGUAGACAGUUCUACUCUAAGAAGAGAACAUUUAUUCCAAAAACGUGGAUCUCUGUUUGACAAUGACUCAAUUGAAAUUGUUAGAAUUAUUCCAGUUGUGGUUCACGUGAAACGAAAUAAAGCACAGCUUAGAUCAAUCUCAGAUGAGACUGAAAUCAAAGUGCAGGAUAGAAGUUCAAAUAAAUUAUCUAAAAGUUUAAACAGCUGUACAUUUCAUGAACGAUUUAAAGAAGAAUGUUCAGAUUUAGAGAAAAGAUGGUCUCGCCGACUUAAAAGUAUGCCCUUUUUUGGAAAAUAA
Messenger RNA from Psylliodes chrysocephalus, 549 nucleotides. The record is from the annotation of a GenBank genome assembly. Lineage: Eukaryota; Metazoa; Arthropoda; Insecta; Coleoptera; Chrysomelidae.